AUGGCCUCCCUGCCGUCCUCGUCGACGGGCCCUGCGACGACGGCGGCCAGCGCGACGGCGGCCGACGACAAGGAUCUGGCCCCCUCGGCCUCGGCAGCCGCCGACAUGCCUGUCCGCACCAAGGAGUCCUUCAGCAGGCUCAUGGUGGAGCGCUACACCACGCGCGACGCCCUCGCCGCCGCCGCCCUUGGCCAGCAGCUCCAGCAGACGAGAAAGUCGUCGCAGGAGACUCGCGAAAGGAUCCAAGAGUACCGCAUGCUGCGCAACGAGUACAAGCCGUGGUUCCCCCCGAGCAGGCUCUACGGCGAGGGCUACAACGGCUUCGCCAACGGCUACACCGAGAACCAGACCCAUCCGCCCUCGUCGCGCAUCGUCUAUCCUUCGCAGAAGCCCCGCCCUGGCCGCCGCACCACCCCGGUUUUCAAGUACACGCGCAAGGACAUGCUCAAGCAGGCAGACCAACACGAGGAGCUUGUUCCCCUGCGCCUCGAGGUCGAGUGGGACAAGAUCAGGCUGCGCGAUACCCUCACCUGGAACCUGCACGAGCGCAUCCUCCACGUCGAGCUCUUCGCCGCCCAGUUGGUCGAGGACAUGGGCCUCAAACCCCCCGCCGCCCAGCCCGUUUACGAGCAGAUUGUCCACCAGAUGCGCGAGCAGCUCAACGACUUCUACCCCUUUGCCUUUUCCGACGAGGACGCCCUGGACCCCGAACUCCCCUACGCGGCAUACAAAAACGACGAGAUGCGCGUCCUCAUCAAGCUCAACAUCACAAUCGGUCAGCACACCCUCGUCGACCAGUUCGAAUGGGAGAUCAACAACCCCUCCAACUCGCCAGAAGAGUUCGCCGCCAGCAUGGCCCGCGACCUCUCGCUGAGCGGCGAGUUCACCACGGCCAUUGCCCACUGCAUCCGCGAGCAGUCGCAGCUCUUCACAAAGAGCCUCUACAGCGUCGGCCACCCCUUUGACGGAAGACCGGUUGAGGACUCGGACCUGGUGUCCGCUUUUCUGCAAACCCCCUUGCCCUCCGUCUUCCGGCCGCAGCAGCAGGCCAAGGAAUACGCCCCAUACAUGUACGAACUCAACGAGGCCGACCUCGAGAGGAACGAGAUGGUCUUCUCCAGGGAACAGCGACGGCAAAAACGCUCCAUCAACAGGAGAGGCGGGCCGCAGCUCCCCGACCUCAAGGAGAGGCAACGGACCAUCCGCACCCUCAUUGUCUCCUCCGUCCUGCCCGGUGCCGCGACUGACGUCGAGGAGAGCCGGCUCUACAAGAGGGCCGCGGGCGCAUCGCGCAAGAGAACAACGCGUGACGGAGAGAUAUCCGACUCAGACGAGAGCGAGGACUCGGCCCCCGAGUCCCCUGCACCAUCAUACCUCGUCGGCGGCACUGCUCGGACCAGGGGGAUGCGCGGGGCGGCCUCGGCGGCUCAGCAGAGGAUGGCGAACCUGGGCCGCUCCGAGACGCCCGAGGUGAGCGCCGCGCUCCACCACCACGAGACGAGGACGUCGCGCCGCUUCCGCGAGGAAACUGAGGAGCCUCUGCACCUGUGGGUGACGCUCAGGAUCAACAAAGACAAGCUGCGGAGGGUGAUGAGGGGCGACUACCGCGACCUGAGAACGGCGUCCCAGCCGCAGACGCCCUUACCGGCAGUCCAUGCCAGAGCCCCCAGCGCCUCGGGCGGACUGCGGACAAGGCCACCGCUGCCACCGCCGCCGUCUGCCCCCGCCGCGUCGACUCCCCAACCCCCCGGAGCCUAUCCUCCCGGCCAGAUCGGCCGCCUGCCCGCCCCUCCGCCCGUCCCGGGCCAGUCGCCUCCGCCCGCCCCCCCUCCCCCCGAAUGGCUCAUCUCGGCUCUGAAGCAGCUGGAGACGCAGUACCCCAACGGCGACAACUUUGAGGCCAUUAUGAAAUAUUCGUACCUCGACCCUGUGACAGAGCUGCCUAUCCAGAGCCAGCCGCUCCCCGACGGCGUCAAGUACGCCUGGCUGCCGCGCAUCCGGUGCCUCGACUGUACAACGAAGCUCUACACGCCCGGCCCGGACAUGACGGCGCAGAAGUUUGAGGCCCACCUCAAGUUCUCGGGCCACCGUGACAAGGUGAGGCAGAGGCUCGCUGCGCAAAGCGCUGCCGCCGACGCCGGGCCGUCUGGCUGA
Hirsutella rhossiliensis is the source of this 2154-nucleotide messenger RNA. RefSeq names its product SNF5 / SMARCB1 / INI1 domain-containing protein. Gene Ontology annotation, biological process: chromatin remodeling; regulation of transcription by RNA polymerase II. Bases 1 to 2154 code for a protein of 717 amino acids. The record is from RefSeq and is a predicted model, not a curated record. Gene Ontology annotation, molecular function: transcription coregulator activity. Gene Ontology annotation, cellular component: nucleus; nuclear chromosome; SWI/SNF complex. NCBI's taxonomy places the organism in Eukaryota, Fungi, Ascomycota, Sordariomycetes, Hypocreales, Ophiocordycipitaceae. The transcript has 2 exons.